AUGGGGGCGCUACCGUCCAAGCUGCGAGGCGGCCUCUCAACCCGUGACGCAGUAGCGUACACGGUUCCCACCUCAGCCAUGGUCGCUGCCUUUGCACGUCAAGGAGCCGACAUGACGCGAGAUGAGAGCGUCGACUCGGCGCCGUCCGACCACCCAUUGCCCGUGAUUGACGAUGUCGACGAUUUCCGCUCCAUCAUCAAGAAGCUCUCCAUAUACUUUUGCUCCGUGAUUGAGCUUCCUAGCACGUUCGAGCAGCUGCGCACGACCUCGGCGGGAGCAUGCCUGCGCGACCUGGCCAACCACCUCGCCGAGACGUGCCAGAAUCCCCUCAUCGUGAAUGCCCUUCUCGCGCUAAAAUGGCACUACGACGCCGACACGCAUGAGCAGACGCUCAGCGACUCCCGCGCCUCGGCGUGCGAGAUUGUCGCCUGGCGCUUCCUGGCGCAAAAGUCCGACGUGGACGCCAUGCGCUUCUGCCUGCACGAGAUUCCCGGCCUGCGCGCCGGUCCCCGCCGCGAGGACCGCGGUCGCUCCGACGAGGAGGCGCAGCAGCCCGGCGAGUCGACGCCGCUCCUGCACCGCGCCAAGACGAACCCGGACGGCGAGUACGGCGUCCGUCGCCGCCACGCGCACGCAACCGCGCACGCCGCCACUUCGUCUCGCCACUCGCUGCGCCUAGAGUCCUUCUCGCUGGCCGCCAACGAUGCCGAGACCGCCUCGGCGGACGGGGAGGCCGACCCGGCCGAGGUGUUCCGCACGCUCAACGCGCUCGAGGUCGCCGUCGUCGCCGGCGCCAAGCGCUUCCUCGGACGCAACGUCGUGCAGCGCAUCGUCACGGGCAUCUGGCACGGCGAAAUCAUCUUUUGGGACUCGCUGUCGGUGCACGCCACCAAGACGCCGCGUCUCUACGACCCGGACAAGACGGAUAUUUACUCCCGCCUGCGCGUGCCCAAGUACCUCAAGACCUUUGAGGCCUUUUUCUUCUUAAUCUUUCUCUACCUCUACUACUCGGUGCUGAUCCAGCGCGUGACGGAGAGGAUCACGGCCACCGAGGCGGUGCUGUGGGUGUGGAUUGCUGCGUUUUGCUACGAUGAGUUUAGCGAAUGGCUGGAUGCCGGGUCCGUCUUCUACGUCACGGACAUAUGGAACGUGUGCGACUUGAUCAUGAUGCUGCUCGGCUGCAUCUUCGCCGCACUCAGAAUCACGGGCGUCAUACAGCAAAGCACCGCCAUCAACAACACGGCUUUUGACAUCUUGGCUCUCGAAGCCCUCUUCCUCGUGCCUCGAAUGUGCUCCCUUCUCUCGCUAAACCCCUCUUGGGGCAUCCUUAUCCCCUGCCUCAAAGAAAUGACCAUGGACUUUCUCAAAUUCAUGGUCAUCAUCCUCAUCAUCUACUGCGGCUUCCUCACCACCUUUUCGCUCCUCGGCCGCGACCACUUCACGCUCGUCCGCAUGGCCGGCGUGCUCGGCAAAAUCUUCUUCGGCUCCAGCUACGUCGGCUUCGACAUCAUGCACGAAAUUGACCCCUACUUUGGCCCGCCCCUCAUGAUUGUCUUCAUCACGCUGUCCACCUUUCUCCUCAUGGGCUCGCUCGCCGGUCUGCUCGCCAACAGCUUCGCGCGCGUCAUGAACGAGGCCCACGUCGAGUACGUCUACGUCUACAGCAUCUACGUCCUCGAGGCCUCGACUAGCAACCGCCUCACCCACUUCUACCCGCCGUUUAACCUGCUCGCCCUGCUCCUCUUCCGACCCUGGCGCCUGGUGCUGCGCGGCGACGAGGCCUUUCGCGGCGCCCGCAUCUGGCUGCUCAAGGCGACACACACGCCCAUUGUCGCCGUCAUCGCCCUCUAUGAGAUGAUGACGCGGCGCAGCACCGUCAAGGGCCUGCCGCAGCUCGCCGGGUCCAUACUAGAUGCGAGCGAGGGCUUGCGUCGCCCAGAGUCGCGCAUCGGCGCCGACAGAGCGGAGACGGGACGCCGACGCACGAAGCGGCGGCGAGCUGUGCUACACUCGCAGGAAAGGACAGCCGUUGAGCAAGAACCCGGAGACGCUCAUCGUGUCGCCCUGGAAAUACAGAUUGGGGAGCUGAACAAGAUGAAAGGCAGAGAAGAAUCACGCAUUGACAGUCAGGACCUAUGA
This is a messenger RNA of Cordyceps militaris CM01, 2139 nucleotides long. Its product is annotated as Ion transport. Bases 1 to 2139 code for a protein of 712 amino acids. Gene Ontology annotation, biological process: transmembrane transport; monoatomic ion transport. NCBI's taxonomy places the organism in Eukaryota, Fungi, Ascomycota, Sordariomycetes, Hypocreales, Cordycipitaceae. The transcript is spliced from 5 exons. Gene Ontology annotation, cellular component: membrane. Gene Ontology annotation, molecular function: monoatomic ion channel activity. The record is from RefSeq and is a predicted model, not a curated record.